Molecule: messenger RNA, 3717 nt
Organism: Salvelinus fontinalis (brook trout)
Lineage: Eukaryota; Metazoa; Chordata; Actinopteri; Salmoniformes; Salmonidae
Product: zinc finger protein 658B-like
Exons: 3
Coding region: 241-2136 (631 amino acids)
Biological process (GO): regulation of transcription by RNA polymerase II
Cellular component (GO): nucleus
Molecular function (GO): DNA-binding transcription factor activity, RNA polymerase II-specific; RNA polymerase II transcription regulatory region sequence-specific DNA binding
Source: RefSeq, a predicted model, not a curated record
AUGUGGUAGAGGGGAACAGGAAGUUCCGGGUAGAAAACGACAGAACUGUGUUAUGUCGAUGGUGGUUGUGUCCGUUUCAACUGUAUCAUUGUAGGCCGACUCAGAUUAAGUCUGAGGCCGGUAACAUCAACAGUGAGGACAAACCCAGCCUGCCUCUCUCCUUCCACACUGAGUCCAAACCUACAGUCACUGGGUACUGAUUGUGACAGUGGAGCCCAGUUUGCACUGCAGGAUCCAGAGAUGGCAUCAGUGAAGCUGGAAGACUGCAGUCAAACACUGGAGCUGAAUGUCAUCAUUAAAGAUGAAGAAGAGGAGGAGAAGAUUAGGACAACUGUUAGUCAUGGAUACCAUGUUGAGACAUUCUCUACAUCCAGAGAGCAACAGCAGGAAGAUCACAGAGCUAAGAGGUCUCACCACUGCCCAUAUUGUGGGAAGAUUUUCCCAUUUCUAUCAAAGCUAAAAAUACACCUAAGAAAACACACAGGAGAGAAACUUUAUUCCUGCUCUGACUGUGUGGCGAGUUUCUCUCAACGUUACGACUUAAAAGCACAUGAACGUAUACAUACAGGGGAGAAGCCUUACGUCUGCUCUGACUGUGGAAAACGUUUUAAAACAUCAAAUGAGCUAAAAUCUCAUCAGAGAACACACACAGGAGAGAAGCCUUACGUCUGCCCUGACUGUGGAACUAGUUUCUCUCACCUUUCCACCUUAAAAACACAUGAACGUAUACAUACAGGAGAGAAGCCUUACUGCUGCUCUGACUGUGGAAAACGUUUUCAAACAUACGCUCAGCUAAAAGGUCAUCAGAGAACACACACAGGAGAGAAGCCUUACGUCUGCCCUGACUGUGGGGUGAGUUUCUCUCUUCUGGGCACCUUAAAAAAACACCAACGUAUACACACAGGAGAGAAGCCUUACGUCUGCUCUGACUGUGGAAAAUGUUUUAAAACAUUAUUUGAGCUAAAAUCUCAUCAGAGAACACACACAGGAGAGAAGCCUUACGUCUGCCCUGACUGUGGAACUAGUUUCUCUCACCUUUCCAACUUAAAAACACAUGAACGUAUACACACAGGAGAGAAGCCUUUCUUCUGCUCUGACUGUGGGGCGAGUUUCUCUCUUCUGGGCACCUUAAAAACACACCAACAUAUACACACAGGAGAGAAGCCUUGCGUCUGCUCUGACUGUGGAACUUGUUUCUCUCAACUUUCCAACUUAAAAUCACAUGAACGUGUACAUACAGGAGAGAAGCCUUACUCCUGCUCUGACUGUGGAAAACGUUUUCAAACAUAUGCUCAGCUAAAGGUUCAUCAGAGAACACACACAGGAGAGAAGCCUUACUUCUGCUCUGACUGUGGAACUUGUUUCUCUCGACGUUCCCACUUAAAAUCACAUGAACGUAUACAUACAGGUGAAAAGCCUUACGUCUGCUCUGACUGUGGGUCGAGUUUCUCUCGUCUGGGCACCUUAAAAACACACCAACGUAUACACACAGGAGAGAAGCCUUACUCCUGCUCUGACUGUGGAAAAUGCUUCACAACGUCAACGGAUCUAAAAGUUCAUCAGAGAACACAUACAGGAGAGAAGCCUUACUCCUGCUCUGACUGUGGAAAAUGUUUUAAAACAUCAAAAGAGCUAAAGGUUCAUCAGAGAACACACACAGGAGAGAAGCCUUUCGUCUGCUCUGACUGUGGAACUAGUUUCUCUCACCUUUCCAACCUAAAAUCACAUGAACGUAUACAUACAGGAGAUAAGCCAUACUCCUGCUCUGACUGUGGAAAAUGCUUCAAAACAUCAACUGUGCUAACAGUUCAUCAGAGAACAGACACAGGAGAGAAGCCUUAUUCCUGCUCUGACUGUGGAAAAUGUUUUAAAACAUCAAAUAAGCUUAACGUUCAUCAGAGAACACACACAGGAGAGAAGCCUUACGUCUGCUCUGACUGUGGAACUAGUUUCUCUCAACUUUCCAACUUAAAAUCACAUGAACGUAUACAUACAGGAGAUAAGCCAUACUCCUGCUCUGACUGUGGAAAAUGCUUCAAAACAUCAACUGUGCUAACAGUUUAUCAGAGAACACACACAGGAGAGAAGCCUUAUUCCUGCUCUGUGGAAGGGUGGGCGUGUAACUCAAACUUCUAGCCAAAGGCUGCUGUGUUUAGAAUCUCAUCAAGGAGGACUUUAGCAUUUUAGCAACUUUGCAACUACUUACUACUUUUUAGCUAUUACUUAGCAUGUUAGCUUAGCAUGUUAGCUUAGCAUGUAACUACUUAGUAUGUUAGCUAACCUUUCCCCUAAAACCAUUUAACCCCUCACCCAGCUAACGUUAGCAACAACAAAUUGGAAUUCGUUACAUAUCAUACAUAUUACAAGUCCGUAACAUAUUGUAUGAAUAGCAAUGCGUAAAAUAACAUAAAAAUUGUAAUUCGUAACAUACGAUACGUCCUACAAGUCGUAUUAUACUUAACAACAAUCUAAACGCAACAAUUUCAAAGAUUUACAGUUCGUAUAAGGAUAUGAGUCAUUUUAAAUAAAUGAGUCCCUAAUCUAUGGAUUUCACAUGACUGGGCAGGGGCUCAGCCAUGGGUGGGACUUGGGAGGGCAUAGACUCACUUGGGAGCCAGGCCCAUCCAAUCAGCAUGAGUUUUUCCCCAACAAAUGUCUUGAUUACAGACAGAAAUACUACUCAGCACCCUCCCUGACAAUCCUGCAGGUGAAGAGGUCCUGGGCUGCCGUGGUUACAUGUGAUCUGCAGUUGUGAGGCCGGUUGGAUGUACUGCCAAAUUCUCUAGAGGUGACUUAUGGUAGAGAUAUAAAUAUUGAAUUCUUUCCUGCAGUCAUCAUGACAAUUGCACAUUCCCUGAAUUUGAGACAUCUGUGACAUUGUGUUGUGUGUCCUUUUAUUGUCCCCCAGCACAAGGUGCACCUGUGUAAUGAUAAUGCUGUUUUAUCAGCAUCUUAAUAUGCCACACCUGUCAGGUGGAUGGAUUAUCUUGACAAAGGCUGAAAUGCUCAUUAACAGGGAUAUAAACAAAGUUGUGCACAACAUUUGAGAGACAUUAGCUUUUUGUGCACAUGGAACAUUGUUGGAAUGUUUCAUUUCAUCUCAUGAAAACAACACUUUACAUGUUUAGUUUAUAUUUUCAUUAAGUUUAUAUUGGUAGGCCAAUGUAAUGUAACCUAACAUACUAAAUGGAGUGGCACGGAUGUUCAUAUAAUACGUUUUGCUCUGAGACCAGGUUGUCCCUCUGCAGUGUUCUGUGGGAAUGAGCUAGUAGACACUUCUUUAAAAAAAAACAAGAACUUUUGAACCUUUAUUUAACUAGGUAAGUCUGUUAAGAACAAAUUCUUAUUUACAAUGAUGGCCUAGGAACAGUGGCCUUGUUCAGAUGCAGAAUAACAGAUUUUUACCUUGUCAGCUCGGGGAUUCGAUCUAGCAACCUUUUGGUUACUGGCCCAACGCUCUAACCACUAGGCUACCUUCUGCCCCUAACAUUUAUCAGAUAGAGAUGGUGUGAUGAUCAGUUUUCACCAUUAGUUUGGGGGGGAUUGUUUUACAACUUUAUUUAAUGAUACACAGUUUAUGAAAUGAAUACAUGUGUUUAUUAAUUAUCUUUAAAACUAGAUGAGUUAUUUUAGUUACUGAUCAUGAAUGUGUUUGGAUAACUGCAUUGAAGCAAACUUUAUUGAUCUGCCAAUGAAAAAUAAAGUUACAUGAAUAUG